This is a messenger RNA of Priceomyces carsonii, 1599 nucleotides long. RefSeq names its product sugar porter family MFS transporter. The record is from RefSeq and is a predicted model, not a curated record. The transcript has a single exon. Gene Ontology annotation, biological process: carbohydrate transport; transmembrane transport. Gene Ontology annotation, molecular function: carbohydrate:proton symporter activity. The coding region runs from base 1 to 1599 and encodes 532 amino acids. Gene Ontology annotation, cellular component: membrane. NCBI's taxonomy places the organism in Eukaryota, Fungi, Ascomycota, Pichiomycetes, Serinales, Debaryomycetaceae.
AUGCAAGAAACUAGGGAGACUCCAAAAGAGGUUUACAAUGUUAGGGUUCAUUUUGCAUCGCUAGUAGCUUGCUUUGCUGCUGUUAUUAUCGGAUAUGAUGCUGGCUUUAUUGGGGGUACUGUGGUUCUACCUGAGUUUCAAAGAGAAUUUGGCUUUGCUAAUAAAAGUGAAAGUGAUCAGAUCCUCACAAAAGCAAAUAUAAUUUCUUUAUUCCAUGUGGGUGCCUUCUUUGGAGCUUACCUUAUAUAUCCCGUUGGUAUCGUCUGGGGUAGGAUUGUGGGCUUCAUCAUCUCUGGAGCUCUUCUUGUUUUCGGAUCUGCAAUACAAUUGGCAGCAAAUAGUGAACGAGGACUCGGGCCAAUGCUCGCGGGAAGAGUAAUUAGUGGUCUAGGAAUUGGCGCUGUAUCAAAUCUAGCACCAAUGUAUGUAUCGGAGAUUGCACCGCCUGCCAUUCGUGGGCGAUUGAUUGGAAUGUAUGAAGUUGCUUGGCAGGUAGGUGGUGUCAUUGGCUUCUUUAUCAAUUACGGUACCGAAAUUAACCUUGAAGGCAACAGACAAUGGUUGGUUCCCGUUGCACUUCAGUGUAUACCAUCAGGUUUGUUUUUCGUGGGUGUAUUUUUCAUCAAGGAGUCUCCUCGUUGGUAUUACACUAGGGGAAACAAAAAGAAGGCUCUUGAAUCACUAAGCUAUCUUCGGAAUCUCGAUGCUGAUUCAAAUUACAUUGCAUAUGAAAUUGCAGCAAUGGAAGAGGAAUUAAUUCACCGUGAUAAAACUGUUGGAGCAGGCUUUUUUGAUCCUUUUAAGGCUCUUUUUGGAAGAAAGAAUUUAGCAUAUCGUCUCCUUUUGUCGACGUCCAUUUUUAUGUUUCAAAACACUUCUGGUGUUAAUGCUAUAAAUUAUUACUCUGUCUCUAUAUUACUGACAAUGGGCAUCAGUUCACAGAAAACUGGUCUUCUUUCAACUGGUAUCUUUGGUGUCAUCAAGGGAGUAUGCUGUUUUUUAUGGGCUUUCUUUGUUGUUGACAAAUUUGGAAGAAAAGUUCCUGUCAUCUUGAUAUCUACUAUCUGUGCCUUAUGUCUUUGGUAUAUUGGUGUUUAUAUAAAAGUAGCUCAACCAGAAGCUGGAGAUGGGUCUCUAGAUGCUGGAGGUAAGGCUGCUUUGGCAUUCUUUUAUAUCUGGACUAUUGGUUAUGCAUUUUCCUGGUCGGGUACACCUUGGGUGUAUAUUUCCGAAAUAUUUGAUCUGAGUGUCAGAACAUUAGCGCAGUGCAUCAAUGCUUCUUCAAAUUGGUUUUGGGCAUUUAUAUUGGCUAGAUUUACUCAGGACAUGAUAAAUUCUAUGCAAUAUGGAAUAUUUUUCUUUUUUGCGUCUCUUUUAAUGAUAUCAAAUGCUAUAUACUUCUUUGCUUAUCCCGAAACAAAGAAUAUUCCAAUUACUGAUGUCGACUUGUUGUUUCAAAAAGGAGUAAGACCAUGGAAGGCUCAUGCACAUGUUUUGAAGCUUUUGAAAGAACAAGAAGAUUCCGUUUUGGCUGACCCAUGGAGCGACAAAGCGUCGCAGCAGUUCGUUGAAAUUGUUGAAGGAAAAGAACAAGUAUAA